UUGUAGGCUACUAAAGAUGGCCGCCCCCACCAGUAGCCGCCGCGGCGGGAAGGAAGAGAAAGAGGAAAGGGUUGAUAUGGCGACAGCGCUCCCCCCCCACCUUCUGCUCCUGCUUUUGGUGCUGCCUCGGAUGGGAGGACAAGCCGCUGCCGGGAAGAUGAAAGUAGUGGAGGAGCCCAACAGCUUCGGGCUCAACAAUCCCUUCCUGCCUCCCUCGAACCGCCUCCAGCCCAAAGCGGCCCCCUCCCCUCUGUCAGGUCCUGCACAUCUUUUUAGACUGGCAGGCAAGUGCUUCAGUUAUGUGGAGUCUUUGUACAAAUAUGAGUUCUGCCCAUUCCAUAAUGUCACACAGCAUGAGCAGAGUUUCCGGUGGAAUGCCUACAGUGGGAUUCUCGGAAUCUGGCAUGAAUGGGAAAUUGAAAACAAUAUGUUUGUUGGGAUGUGGAUGAGAGAUGGAGAUUCAUGUGAAACCAAGAACAGACAGACAAAGGUUCUUCUUGUAUGUGGAAAGAACAACAGAUUGGCUGAUGUGUCUGAACCAAGCACUUGUGUUUAUUCUCUUACAUUUGAAACUCCACUUGUUUGUCACCCACAUUCUCUCUUAGUGUACCCAGCUUUGCCUGAAACCCUCCAGAGAAAGUGGGAUGAAGUGGAGCAGUUGCGUCAUGAUGAGCUAAUCACAAAACAGGGAUACAAGAAACGGUUGAGAGAGAUAUUUGAAGAAGCUAGCUUUUUUAAAUUUACAGGAGAGAAAGUGAGUGAAGGAAAGAGAACAAAACCUCAAAAUCUGGAAUUCCACUCGCUGGAAAAGUGCAAUAAGGUGUGUGAGAGGUUGCUGAAAUGCAUAGCGUCAGGGAAUGUGGCCCAGCACUUAUGUGGAUGAGGGUUCUUUGUGAAGAUUGUCAAGGCUGUAUUGGGUGUCAAGCCUGCUAACUGAUGGCUGAAUUUGAGCAGAUCUCCCAGAUGGAAACUUCGUCAUGUUUCAGAGGGACUCAGACUUUGUUGCUUUUGUUUUCACGGCUUGUCUACUUUGG
Molecule: messenger RNA, 1034 nt
Organism: Rhineura floridana
Lineage: Eukaryota; Metazoa; Chordata; Lepidosauria; Squamata; Rhineuridae
Product: N-acetylglucosamine-1-phosphotransferase subunit gamma-like
Exons: 1
Coding region: 17-883 (288 amino acids)
Cellular component (GO): Golgi apparatus
Source: RefSeq, a predicted model, not a curated record